CCACAUGCGAGCGGGUGCGUGGUGGCGGCGGCGGCGGCAGCGAAACCAGCAGCAGCGGCGGCCAGGACGCGGACGCGCCUGCGGCCCGAGGAGCAGCCGAGACAGCAACAGCGACGGCAACAGCGGCAGCCACUGCAGUUAGAGCAGCAGCAGCCGCCACAGAAGCAGCCGCAGCGAGCGGCGCUCGGCGGGCGCGCCCUCCUGAAGGAAGCCGCCCGCCCCCCCAUCACCGUCCCCUCCGGCGUGUUCAUGCCCCCGGGGCCCCAGGGAGCGCCAUGGCCCGAGCACGCCAGGAGGGCAGCUCCCCCGAGCCCGUAGAGGGCCUGGCCCGCGACGGCCCGCGUCCCUUCCCCCUCAGCCGCCUGGUGCCCUCGGCCGUAUCCUGCGGCCUCUGCGAACCCGGCCUGCCUGCCGCCCCCGCCGCCCCCGCCCUGCUGCCCGCCGCCUACCUCUGCGCCCCCACCGCCCCGCCCGCCGUCACCGCCGCCCUGGGGGCCCCCCGCUGGCCUGGGGGUCCUCGCAGCCGGCCCCGAGGCCCGCGCCCCGACGGUCCUCAGCCCUCACUCUCGCCCGCGGAGCAGCACCUGGAAUCGCCAGUGCCCAGCGCCCCGGGGGCCCUGGCGGGCGGCCCCACCCAAGCGGCCCCGGGAGUCCGGGGGGAGGAGGAGCAGUGGGCCCGAGAGAUCGGGGCCCAGCUGCGGCGGAUGGCGGACGAUCUCAACGCGCUGUACGAGCGGCGG
Molecule: messenger RNA, 740 nt
Organism: Physeter macrocephalus (sperm whale)
Lineage: Eukaryota; Metazoa; Chordata; Mammalia; Artiodactyla; Physeteridae
Product: bcl-2-binding component 3, isoforms 1/2
Exons: 3
Biological process (GO): positive regulation of release of cytochrome c from mitochondria; execution phase of apoptosis; positive regulation of apoptotic process
Cellular component (GO): mitochondrion
Source: RefSeq, a predicted model, not a curated record